UGAAAACCAAAGUAUGUUUAGUUAUAUUAAAGCUCGAAGAGCUUAAAUCCAAGCUUCCAGCCAACCCGCUUAUCACCUACCCUCCACAUCCAGUUUAAUUAAUGCUUAUUAUAAUGCCAAAAUGUGUCUCCCAUCAAUAUGUUACCAACUUUAUUCGUAGUAAACAGAGCACUAGUAUUCUAUUCUCAAAUUAUAAAGGUUUAUAACGUCACGUAAUAUAACUUUAUCAGAAAUCUUAUCAGUGCGAACAGCUGUAUCUCACUAGAAGUACGCGUAAAUCCAGCGUGCAGUUUACAUGUGAAUUCCGUUCGGAGUAACAUUGAUUUUUCGUACAAAUGGGUGCCACCAAGAAAUAUUUUAAAAGACAGUUCAAAACGCAAAUGUUCAAGUUAGACUAUGAAGAUGCGUCUGAUUUUUAUCUGGGUUGUUACCAAAAAAAUCGAUCAUGUGUGCCGCUGUUAGUUAUGAGAGCUCUCCUGUUUUUUGGCUCUGUGGCUAUCGUGGUAGCAUCUCUAGUGCUAACUAUACAGGCUGGAAAGGGCGCCUAUUGGCCUAUAUAUUUGACACACUGGGGACUAGUAAUGAUGAUGGUCUCUACUGGUUUUGGAUUUGCAAUCUCUGUAGUUACCUUUCUCAAGGGACCAAUUGAUGGUACUUUUGGAUUGCCCUGGUAUAUGAAAGCAUACUGGGUGCUAUACAACAUUGCGUUACCAUUGGCCCUGUUUAUUACCGUAUUCUACUGGGCAUUUUUGGCUGGACUAGCAGACAGUGAAGAAGCAGCGGAAUUAGAACUAGCGGUGAACAAGGUUCUAGACAUAUUCAUCCAUGCCGUAAACAGUGUGGUGAUGGUUUUACUGUUGCUCACUGCGAGACAGCCUGUGUUCAUACUCCACUUCUAUCAAGUCUUCGGCUUUGCACUGGUCUACAUGAUCUUCAGCCUUAUCUAUUAUGCCGCUGGUGGCACUGACCAAUUUGGUUUUCCAUACAUCUACCCCGUGCUCGACUGGAACCAGCCUGGCAUAGCCACACUGGCGGUUGUGUUCUCCGCUAUCCUGAUUAUCAUCAUCCACUUCCUCGUAGCUCUCCUAGUGCUAGCGAGGGACGCUGUUGGCAAAUGCUAUCGGAAAGACAAUGGAUUUAGUUUAACCAGCUAAUCUCUGAAUGUCGAAUACAUUAGUGUUAGUAUUAUUCUGAGAGUAUGGUGGAUGUAGUGCAUUCAUCUAAGUUUAAUUGAUAAAGUAAUAUAUUUACAUAAACAGUGACAAUAAAGUGUUAGACAAUUAAGAACACACAUCAUAAACAGUAUGAUAUUGGCUGAUGUUGGCAGUAAAAUUAUUUUGAAGCGCCUACUACUCUCUACUCCCUUAUUUGUUGUUACACAUUUUUUUGGACUAAGUUUUUCACUCAUAAACAAUUCUGUACAUUCUUUAUAUAUUGUGUAGAGAAUCUGUCUUGUAAAUAAUGUACUAAUUAAAAUAUAUUUUUGUACUAAUUUUAUAAAUAAA
Zerene cesonia (dogface butterfly) is the source of this 1505-nucleotide messenger RNA. RefSeq names its product protein rolling stone-like. Lineage: Eukaryota; Metazoa; Arthropoda; Insecta; Lepidoptera; Pieridae. The record is from RefSeq and is a predicted model, not a curated record. The coding region runs from base 336 to 1154 and encodes 272 amino acids. Gene Ontology annotation, cellular component: membrane. The transcript has 4 exons.